Leptomonas pyrrhocoris is the source of this 19950-nucleotide messenger RNA. RefSeq lists its product as hypothetical. Gene Ontology annotation, molecular function: protein binding; ubiquitin-protein transferase activity. The transcript has a single exon. The record is from RefSeq and is a predicted model, not a curated record. NCBI's taxonomy places the organism in Eukaryota, Euglenozoa, Kinetoplastea, Trypanosomatida, Trypanosomatidae. Bases 1 to 19950 code for a protein of 6649 amino acids. Gene Ontology annotation, cellular component: cytoplasm.
AUGGCUGACACUCAAAGUCCUGAGUAUUCUGACCUUGAGAGAGAGGAAAGCAUGGUCGAAGAACUUCGAGACACGCAGAUACGCGUCGCUAGCGACGAUGAGGACUACAGCUCCGACAGCUCUGAGGAAAGCAUUACCACGCACGCAGACGGCAAUGAAACGCCACAGCAGCGCGCUGCGAAUCAACGAGCUGGGCGGAACCGGCCUUCCGGUUCGGAACCGUUACGCAUGCUUCGCGAAACGGCGUUUCCGGUUGAGUACCGCUUUGUUCAAACGUUAACCGAGGAGACUCCGACAUCCGAGUUUAGCUCCGUAAACGAAGAAAAGCGCAUGGGCCUGAAGUCGCUGGGUGGGCUUGUCAAAUAUAGCUCUGCGGAUCUGUUGACACGGGCGUGGUACCUCUGUCCGACCGAGUUGAAGACGCGCGAGUACCCGCUUUACUCGAAGUUGCCCAAAUGUCCUGAUGUGAUGGAAACUCGCUUCAUUGAUACGGACGAAAUUUCACAUUUCAUGUGCACAAUAGCACUUCAGCUGGGCGAGCGAUACCACCGCGUCACACCUGUGUACCUGCGGUCGCUGCUUGUGCAGGCGGUAGUUCGUGAUGAAAUUGCAGGCGCAAAUCAAGGUUUCUGCAACAGCAAGCCGUAUAGUGAUGCGUUGCUGGCGCCGAUGUGGGAGGACAUUCCCGCUCGCGAAAACGGCAUCGGCGAUUUGUCCGAGGAAGAUGAGAGCGACGACAACGAGUUCAACGAAAUGUUGGAGUCUGAACCCGCUGUCAACGCGUUCGAUUUCAGUGUCGCUCUUGUGCUUCCUGUCGUUGCGCAAAGUGUUGCAGCGGAAAGCCUGCGUCUACUGCAUUCCUUGGUGAACCGGUGUUUGGCAUCGCCAUCCGAUGCGGCCGUUCUGCGUUCAUGGGGCGUGAGGCGAAUUGUACUGAUGGUGCUACGUCACAUGUAUCAACAUUCGGGUGACGGUGAAAAUAACAGGUGGAUUGCCAGAGCCAUUUCGCUGCUCUCCAAAAUUUCCUUCACCUCUGGAGACACAAAAGGGCUGCUCGCGCUUCUGCGUUGGAGCCUGCUGCAUCGCAGCGUCGUGGAGACGCUGACCAUGCGCAACGUCCACAGUGUCGUGCAGCGUAUUGAGGAGAAAACAGCUUUCCGAGUUCGUCUUUCAAUUCCUGUGGUGCCCUCGAAGGAGCAGACUAUUUCGCUUCUCCAUUCUAUCGGCAGCACUCCGCCAUUUGUGAAGGGGUUGUGCGUUUUCAUGGAAGAAGAUGCCGCCCGCUGCAUUGUCUUCACGGAAAAUCGCUCCUUCAAGGUAGCGUUGACCCCGCCGUUCGAAGUUAUCUGCUGGAGCAGUAGCGCACCGGAUUCGUGCAGGGGCGUCUACGUCGAAGAAGACAUGUCUGUUUGCGUUCUGGGCGACAACGGCAAGGUGUUUUUUAUCGACAAAGAUACCUUGAUGGUGACCAAAACGCUCACGCCACCAGUGUCGUCUGUAUCGUCUAGAGACUUUCCGUUAUACAUCGGGAACGAAGAGUACAUCACACCACACUUCCUUGCCGGCGCCUCCACUGAUAAACAGGCGUGCUUUACGGGAGACGAAAUCAAUGGGAGCUUGCUACCGAGCACCAUCACAUUGCCACGCACGUGCGACUCGAUGAGCGUGCAGUUCUAUCUCUGUCCUGUCAUCACUGGAACCGUGAGUGAGAUGAAAAUACUGCAGCUCAGCUCCGGCAGUAAGAACUGGCUCACCGCAACUGUAUGCUUGAACCCUUUGAACUCCACGAUGCUUCUCACCUUUUGCCACGGCCAGGACACGGUGGCCGAAGUGCGCGAGACGCUGAAGUCCGAGUGGGCCCUGUGGAGCGCCACGCUAACGGCAGCAAACGACACCGCGUCGUGGACAGUGUUUAAAAAUGGAGUCCCAUGCGAGGCGCGAAGCCAAAGCGGUACCCUGACGCAGCCAUCCGUAAGCAUCACACCGACGCUGUUCAGGGGUCGAAUAAAUGCAUACGUUUCUACGCUGCAGUUGUGGAGCCGCGCACAGAACAUCGAAAGCAUGCGCAACACGGCGCUGGAGCACCCGUCGGAGAACAAAUCACAGUUUCUCGUCUUCUCCUUCCUCAUGGACGAAGGUCUGGGAUGCAGUCUGCACAGCCCUCAAACCGGUUAUGUGUGGCAAGGCGCCGGAUUGCGUUGGGAUUGUCCACCGAGACCGUUCCCUGCAACUCGUCACGCCUCGCGGCGGGUGCAGUGGUGGCCAUCCGGUGAGUACUACGUGGUUACGAACACAUUCGAGUACGCGGUGAUUGAACCGCAGUCAACCACAUGGGUCGACCGCGACGGGCGCGUUGUCGAGCAGGACGACGGUCUCUUCUCUGUCAACGAGCGACCGUUUUACAACAUCAGCGACGGCUGCUUCUACCUCUCAACGCAAGACACCGUCGGCAUCUACUCGGUGAAGUCCAACUCGCCACCGGCGGCCUAUCUCAAGCAUCUUCCGUCCUUGACAGCCGGCAAACAAUGUUGUGCACGCAUGCUUGAGUGCGUGCGCACGCGCGCCUCGAUUACCGCGCAGCAGUACUUGGAAUACCUGGUACAUCGCUCAAACUUGUAUUUACUGACGUUCAGUGACGAGCACGACGGUAUAGGGCCGAUCGAUUUGUCGUCAAGCCUGCGCGAGAAUCUCACCGUUGUCGGCCGCCUCCUCGACAUGACCGAAUACCUCGUGUCCGGGAUCGAGCGUGGCUCACAGGAAUGUCUCUCUGCUGAGCUUAUUUUAUGUUUCAUUGGGCGGCUGCUGAACAUCCACGUGAAGCAAUUCGAGCGUCAGUGUCCUGGCCAGGUUGUACGUGUUGUGGUGGACGUGCACAAGCGCCUACAGGAACUGAACAGCCAGACGAGGCAAAACGAAUUCUUGCACGAAGCCGCAAGCGUGUUCGGUGAGCUGAACAAGACGGUUCUAGCGGGCUGCGUGAGCCACGACUUUCAGAUGAAGCUCAUCAACGAGAGUGCCAGCUUGAAGGACGUCCGACAACUUUUGAUGCCCGAGAAUUUGGCGCAGUUUGUGGCCUCCGUGAUACAAAAGGAUAUGAAGAAAAUGUUCAUGGCGUUUCUACAUCGGCUGAAGGAGGAGUGUCAGGAAGAGGCAGUAUGCGUUUUUGAGAAGAAGCCGCGCCAGAUUGCUGCAUCGGAGGCGAUGCUGAGCACCCUGCUCGGUAUGCUGUCGCAGCAGGAGUACUCGCAGUGGCACUUGGUCGCAGCGGCCCUCAUCAGCUCCUUGUGCAAGUGGAUCAUGCGCUGUUUCGAGGAGAAAUUCGCAUCCGACGCCGAGCGUUUUGCGAACGUGGAUGUUUUGAAGGGAACAUCUAUUGGUAUUGUCCUCUUUCCGGUCGUACAUUACAUGUGCGACAUCCAGCUGAACUCUACCAUCGCCCCUGACGCGCUGCGGGCUCUCAACGACGCGCGCAAGUGUUUAGCGCGGUACAGUCUGUCCACCGGUAAAGAAGACAACGAGAUCGUGUCCUUUACAGAGACGCACUACGUAGUGUCGCCGCCGCAGCUGACCGCCCCAUUCACGGCGAACCUGUCCUUGCAAUAUGCCAAAAGCAUAAAGGUGGAAUUUGCGGACUCGCCCGAAACGGGCGAGCGCGCUUCCGGUCGCACCACCGUCUCCCUCAUCACCAACAACUGCCUCGCCGACGUAGAGGUUCUCAACCCAGGCCAGCAGGCCGUCUUCCAAGAGGGUGCACGGAUCUCCAUCGUGUGCGGUGCCGAUGCAUCGCAGCAGACUCCUGUUUCAGGGGUGUCACUCAUCGUGCACACAGCCGUGGAGCUGACGACGGAGAAGACGGACUGGAUGCGCGAUAUUUGCCUGGCCCUCAGCUCCAUCAUUAUCCGGGUCACGCAGCUUAACUUGCACGACACUUCCCCCUCCGGCAGCACACUGGGUGAAGAGUCCUUCCUGCGUGGCGGUCUUUCCACGGACGUGGAGAAGCGCAACCGAAUCGUGCCUAUCGCCGACGGCAAGGAGGAGUGCGCGGAGCUUCACACGCAGCUGUGCGCCGCCGCGGAGAAGUCGGAUGAGGUAUUGGCUUCCAUUUGGACAGCUGUGUAUGAGCGAAGCCGCAUUCCGUACGCCGGCCGCCUGGAGAGCAUCAUGCGGUGGGCAACCUGCGCACUGGCGUGGCACACACUGUCGUUUCCAACGGAGGAGCCACAGACGGUGGAGAGGCUGUUGGUCGGCGCGGUCGAGAAACUGAAGCAAAAGAUCUUUUUGUUGCUGGAGGCGCUGCAGCAGGGACGCGAGGAGGCCAUCGUUGAGCGUGCGCGGUUUCUCCUGCACGACGUUACACCGCGCAUCUUUGGCGAGUCACAGCUCGCCAACAACCAGCACACGGAGGAGCCCGUGACGGCGGAGACUGAUCGCGGGUCGCGGCAGCAGUCGCGGCUGAUGUACUCCCUGGGCCACCGCAGUCGAGCUGCAAUGGCGAGCUUUCCGACGUUCACGGCGCAGACGCUGGACUUAUCGAGUAACCACCGUGGCUCCCUCGUGAGCACGCGCAAAACGGCGACGCGGAUGGCGGACGCCUCCCCAGUAAACAUCUUCAGCAAAGCUGCGAAGAGCGAAGAGGACGGGAUGCCGAACAAGCUUAUUUAUUUCAUGAUUAAUGGGAUGAACAAGUCGACGGAGGAGAUACUGAAGGACAUGGUACUCAAGACCCAGCAGACAGUGUACCAGACCGCCGCGUACCAGCUGCAGGAUGACCUGUGCAAAUCCUUCGCGCACGACCGCGAGAUGCUCGCGUCGAUUCUCACGACACACCUGCACUACCGUCUGGAUGCCUCUCAAGCGAAACUGGUGACGGUAGGCGAGGGCAGCGACGCGGCGGAGGUAACGAAAGCGGGCUUUAGCCACCACUACACGGAGCAGAUGGUCGGGUGCGGAAUGCUGCGCGAGGUGGAGUUGCAGAAGGCGGUGUGCUCCUUCGUGCAGAGCUGUCUGCGGGCCCUGCUGUUAAAGCUGGACGACACACAAAACUUCCCCUACGCGGAGGCGGUGUACAUGUGUGCGACGCUGUGCCACCCUUGGGACGGCGUUGACAUGUCCGUUCUCCAGCCACGUGAGAUCUUUGCCCUUUUGAAAAAGCUGUUCACGACCGCGUACGGCCUACGCCUGGACUCCACAAGCGGCGACGCUGAGAAGUACUACGAGAGCCACGGCCUGUUUGACCUGGCGCAUCGGUGUCUCGUCACGCCCAACGCGAUGCUGCAGACCUCGGUAGAAGGCGUGCACGUGGUGCAGAGCGAGGUGCAGGGACUGCACGUAGAGAACGUCAACAUCGUCUUCAGCGCUCGCACGCACUGGAAGGCACACGGGCCCAACACGAAAAUACCAGCAAAAUCGGAAGAGGUGGACUACUACGCCAAUUACGGCAUCCCAUGCGUGAUUAGCGAGUUUCCUGACGUUCAGUACUUCGAGGUGACGCUGGAUUUCGCGCUGCACCCAGACAAUGCGGUGCUGCAGAUGGGUCUCAGUCUUGUCCCGCUGUCCCCGCUCGAUCCGGUGCGCGCGGACUACGUGCUUUCGCUUGCGUCCAACGGCCGCGCCCAUCACCCUGAGAAGCAAGACUGCCAGCUGUCGGACCCAUGGAAGGUGGGGGACGUAAUCGGGUGUGGGCUCAUGGCCCCGUCGAACAGCGUCUUCUUCACGCAGAACGGCAAGUUUCUCGGCGUCGUGGCGGAGAUGUCGUCCCUGUCGAGCGCCAUUCCUUUUGUCAGCGUACAGGGCGAUGACACCUUGAUGAAGGUCAUCGUCAACUUUGGCGAGGAACAACCUUUUAAGUUCGACCUCGCCUCCAUGCACUGCAGCAGUCGCCAUCGUUAUCUUACGCCGGCAACCGUGUGCGACACCGUCCUCAUCACCACCGACUACCUCGUUACGAUGUGCUACAAAGACCUCUCCUGCGACAACACGACCUCUGCGACGAACGGGGAGGCAAUCAGCGGACUCUUGGAGAAGGCGACCGCGUUCCUCAGCACCGCGGCGACGUCGCUGAUGGCGAAGCUGAACGCGUACCCUGCCGGUCAAAACACCCGCAUUGAACUGAUUGUGGUGCUGCUUUCGCGCAUUAUGCACUGCGUGUCUGUCGUCAUUGAGUGCUUCCGGUAUGACUCUGUGACGCCUCGCACGCACGCGAUGGUGUUACAGCUGUGUGCAGUGAUGCUUACGCGAUGCCGUGACAAGUGGGUGAAGGUGCGGGCGUCGCACUGUUUAUCGAUGCUGUGCAAGAUGCUUCGACCUGAUUACCUCGUGGAUGCGUCGGAGUCCUUGCGCGGUAUCGUCUCGUCGGAGGACAUCGUGCAACAGCUGGUGGACCUCGCCCGCGUCAAGCUCAUCAAAGAAGUCGAAGCACCUAUGCAGCCGCCGCGCUGGGUGGGCGACACGACUGUGGUGAAGGGCAAGGGCACAUUCUUUGGCUCCGUGCCGUUACCGAAGAAAGGCACCCACCUCGUCGGAUUCCGCAUCAAGCGUCGGCAGCAACAAGUGCAAGGUCCAGGUGCACCGCUUGGGGGAUGCUACUACCUCGGCUUGGCGCACGGCCAGCCAUCCAUUCCUAACAUGGGAAAUCUGAUCAGCCGCAACGACGUCUUCGUGCUUCAAGACACGGACGACCAAGAUCAGGUUGCACACUUGCUGUUGCGACGCCACUGCAUUCCGCGCAACAAUCACCGGCGAGUGUACGGCAACGACGAAGUGGUGUGGGUGGAGUUCAACGCCGACUACGGUGAGAUCACGUUCUACCGCGAAAAUAUGGUGAUGAUCGGGCUCGCGUUUGCCAACAUUGCGCAGGUGGAUGACCUGUACCCCAUUGCGUUUCUCUUCAACGAUGACGCCUCGUGCGAGAUUAUCCCGCCGCCGUCCAUCUCCGACGAGUCGGUGGAGCACUGGACGGAAAGUCUGCGGCGUAGCACGGCCAUCGACUCACUGCAGGAGUUGCACCUGGUGCCAGGCUUCUCGCCUGUUAUCUCGCUCAUGGUGCAGCGUUCGAUCUCGCAGUUGGACCGCGGCCUUGACGCCUGCCUCGUUGCGCUCGGUGUUCUCGGUGGCGAGCGCAGCUACCUCUACUGCCAGCACGACACGUUCGGCAUGGUCGUCGUGCACGCCAUCGCCGAAGUCACCGGAAAAGUGGUGGUGUACCUCGCAAGCGAUGAAGACCGGCGACUCUUCACGGUGCAGCCGCACGGGUUGAAGCCGUCGUUUAUCCAGACGCCACUGUACCAGAGCGCGUCGCCCGACGCGCACAACUGCGCCUCGCUUCUGUCAAACGAGCUGUACAAGAUCCUCUACGAAGCCUCGGUGGUCGCUCCGUUGCUGCACAACGAGGAGGAGCAGCGCCGCGAGGUGGAGCGGCUCUACCAGGAGUCUCUGAGCCGCUCUACCGCGAUGAAUCUCAUCGGCGUCCUAACGGAACAGCAGCAGGAGGUGAAACAAAGUGCGGCGGUGGUAGGCAACGCAAGCGCGGUGGACAUGGGCUCGACGAACUUGCCGUACCAGCGGUCGAGCACCGAUGUCAUCUUCACUGAACGGACGGUGGCGAUAGAUUUGCAUUGCUCCACCAAGACGCUUUAUACACCAAACCCGUCGAUCGCCGUCACCACGGCAGAAGGGUGCUCCGUGGUGCGGGGAGACGUUCAGAUGGACAUGCGCUUCACCCUGGCGGUGUCCAUCACGCAGACAUCGCCGAACGACCUGAUGUACGUCGGCUUCACCACGACGCAAAUGCGCUGGCCGGAGACGCAGGACGAGGUCGCCAACUGGGACGACGCGUGGGCACUGUGCAACCGCGACUCUGCCGCGACGAACAGCGUGAACUGCUGCAUGGAGCCUGGCAUCAUUUUUGGCGCAGCAGAGAAGCUUUUCCAGAGCGGAGAUGUGCUCCUGAUGCGUGUGAACCGACAGGAGAGGACGAUCGCGUUUACGCGCCUGCGUAGUGGUGAGCAGACGGAUCUGGGCGUCUUGUUUGAGGGCGUCCCACUCUCGUGCGACCUGCGGCCGAUGGUGGUGUGUGGUGAGGAGACGAUAGUGGUGUUCUCCACCCUCAAUUCGUGUCUCUUCCCAGCGCGCGUAACGUACCCGAUCAGCAACUUCAACAAUCCGUCAAAAGAUCGCGUCACCUGCAGUUCGUGCUUGCGCCGGCUAAGCCCGCCGUGGUACGGCAGCGAGGACAACAUCGCCUUGUGUGAGAUGUGCUUCAGCUCGUGGAAGCGGCCCAAGGACAUGUUCUUCGCGGUCAGCGCGGCCUCCCGCGCCAUACCAGAGUACCUUGUAUCCGUCCAUUGCCCCGAAACUCUUCGGGUCGGCGAGUACGUCGAGUUUGAGGAGAACGCCGCUCUGGGCUGGUCGGACAUACGCAGCGUCAACGCGGAGAUUCUGGACGGGACCUGCAUCGCCCUCCACGACGAGUGCUUCGCCUUCAGCGAAGAGCUCUCCCAGUUUGGGCCCCGACGAGUGGACAUUAAGCUCUGUCAUACCACUGGCGUGCUCGGCCACCCCUUCAGCGGGAUGCACUCCUUCACGCCUCUUUGGAGAGAUGGACAGCAGAUCCGCACCACCUGCACCCUUCGCGGCGACUGCGUCGCUGUCAGCGCCACUCUGCUCCCGAUGCGCACUAAGUCGUUCUUGAGCCUCCACAUUGGAAGCAACACGCACAACACACUCUUCUCCAUGACAGAGGUGUUUGUGGGUGUGACAAAUCUGGCCGACACGUCGAGGCCUAUGAGCCGCGGAGACUUGGAGCAGCUAUGCGGGGCGAAGAACGCAUGGGGGGCGUGGUGCGACACGAGCGAGAAGGUGAGCGGCAACGGGGACGUGUUCAUUUUGGUGGACUGUCUGAACAACUGCAUUUUUCUCAGCUCCACUUUGAGCGGGCUGUAUAGCAAGCCGUUCGUCAUAUCGGGCAGCAUUUCAGCGGACGCCGACGAGGAUAAUCUACGGCUUCUUGUCUUCUCGCAUGACCCGUGCAGCGUGCACUCGCGUGAGGGUCUUGUGUCGUACAACGAGUGCGUGGAGCCCAGCUUCGCGCCAGUCGCCAUCGGCCUUUUUCCAGAAAGCAGCGACGAGCCGUCGGUGGACACCUUCAACGAGGCCAUUGUGCUUAUGGACACGGUGGAGCGCACCCAGGCAUACACCAAGACGGAGUGGAGGUACACCCCGCACGCGGACAAGUUGGACAACGGGACGCUGUUUUACAUCGGCGACACCGUGACAUUCUUCCACGACGGAGAAGUCAUCCGCGUCUACAUCCAAGGCAUACCCAUGGCAAGCCUGGAGCUCAAAGACGAUCAGCGCUGCGAACGCCUCCGUAUCGUAGCGUACCUCUCCACGCGUGGCACGACGGCGACGAUUGUGCCUCCGUUGUACGGAACAUCGCAUCUCGGCAAGGUGACCCGUGUCUGUGGCCCGGACGUGGCGGUGGUGGAGAUGGUGUCGGAGGGUGGCAAAAGCGAGCGCUUGGCUGUUCAUCGCUCUGCAGUGCGCUUCUGCGCCAUGGUGGCCUCCGCGCUGGACGAGCAGUCGGGCCUGCGUGACGGCGACCCACUGGCGUUCAAAAUCGGUGGGCUGCAAAUAUCAAAGCGCGGCACCGUCGCCAGCGUGCAGGGCGCCGUCGUCAACGUGUGCGAAAGCAGCGACAAGCGCAACCUUCUUUCCAUCAACAUGAACCAGUGCUUUUUGCUGCGCAACGAAGGCAAGCAACGGUGCCGCAAUGCCUCGUACCCUCUCAUCUCACCGCCCACCAGCUCCAUCACACGAGUAUUUGAGGUCGGCAAGAAGAAGUUUCGCUUGCAGAGCCGCGGCUCCUACAACGGCAUCAUGUUCGACUGCAAAACGUGCGAGACGAUCGAGAUCAUUGGCCUCUCGGUGCUGACGCGUGUGACGGGCUGCCACCAGGUGCAGGCGUAUUUCCGCAAGGGCAGCAGCACCAACCACGAGCGCGAUGGGCGGUCGUGGACCAUGGUUUUUGAGGACAUGAUCGAUAUGACGGCAGACCAUCAAUUCAGCAUUCCCCUGGCGCCAAUCAUCGUCGAAGGUAACACGACGUUCGCCUUCUACAUUAACACCUCGCACAACUGUGGUGUCGGCUUCUACUGCGAAGAGGACGGGUGCGUCGGCGAGAUCGGACACGAGCUCGACACAGACGGCACGCUCUCCGUUUGUCUGGGCCGCAAGAGCGGCAGCAGCGACCCGUUCACGGAGUUCAGCAUGUCGCCUCGCGGGUUCUGCGGGACGAUCCAGUACAAGCAGAACCACGGCUCCUCUUUGCCCUCUAUUGAGGGCAAGCUGCUCGCGAGCUCCGCCAUGGACGCCAACCUGCGCCACUGCAGCGAUUCGCUGCGGCUCAUCUGCCGGCCUCCUGCUACGACGAAGGAUAUCGCUGUCACGUUUCGCGUCCGCGUCUUGUCACUGGCGGUCCGCAUCAUUUCCUUCUCCCUCCCUGUGCUGCUGCUGAACCCGUCGGCGAACGCCACGCAGGGCAUCUCGCACUGCUCCGUCUCGAUGUUCUAUACCCAGGAAGAGCGCGUUGAGUGGCAGUGGAUUUGGAACUCGCGCUUUUUGGUCGAGGACGGCCACGCAUCGGAGGUGACGCUCGAUCCGGCAAACUUGUGUAUUGAACAAGGCACCUACACCUUUCGCAUUCUGCUGAAGAACAUCGAGAGCGACGGCGUCGGUGCCCCACCACAUCUGUGCCUGCUGAGCAGCAGCGACCCAACCUAUGAACGCAAGAACGGCCUCAUUGCGGUUGACGGCUUCUUCGGUGACGUCACGUGCGAGGCGAAUACGCCAGUCUUGGAGGGAAAGCUGCACACGAUGGUCACCGGCGCGCACCUGAACCAGAGCAACUCAGCGUCGUACAACGGUAUCAUGUUCGACCUACGCAGCAAGAAGGAAGUUACGCUGGAGGAGGUCUUUUGCAUCUCGCAGACGACAUCUGAUCGGGUCACUGUGCGCGUCUUCUGGAAAGAAGGCAGCAUGGAAGGGGCUGAGAAGGCACCGCACCAGUGGCGCGAGGUGCUGACGAAGGAGGUGGCGGUGGUGGAUAAGCACCCCUUUUCUGCUGGGCCGCUGAUGCUGCGGAUGCGCGCGAAUCAAGUCUACUCUAUUUUCAUCAACACGUCUUCCAGCUGCGGCGUGCGCUUCUACAACAGCAGCGACGGGCACGUCGGCGACAUUCGCGACGAGUUCGACAGCGACGGCAUUCUGUCCAUCUUUGUGGGACGAAAAAGCGAGUCAUCAUCGCCAUUCGUGGAACUACCGCUAGAACCGCGCGCGUUUCGUGGGCGAAUCACGUACCGCACCUACGCUUUGCAGAACACUGAGUCGACCGAGUGUGCCAUCUUCCCGUACGUCCGAGGGUUUCUCGUCACCCGGAUGCUGGUAGCUCUCAUGUCCUACGUCGAACUGUCCGGCACCAACUUGUCCCCCAGCUUCUCGUUCGAAAGGCUGCUGAAGACGAUUUCGCUCCUGGCAGCGUCGCCGAUGGAGUCGCUGGGUGAUCUGACCGGCGCCGAAAACGUGCUCGCGACGCUCAUCCGCCGGUCAAGCGAGAUCCACAGCACCAUCGUGACGCUUCCCAUCUCCGGCAACCAAAUCUCGCUCAUCGCACCGUUGGCCAAAGGCGACGUGGCACUGUUGACAGAAACGCAGAGCGCUGACCCGAAUACGCUCGUCCGCCUGCGUACGCACGUGCAGCCCGACGGCACGGCGAUGGUGCACAACCUCGAUGAGAUGCAGCCGUUCCGCGUGCCCGCUAAGCGGCUGCUGCCUGUAGUGAAGUGCAUCGCAUGCGGAGGCGUCUACGCGUACGGCGUGUGCGCCGCCUCGGGUGCUGAGCACAUCCCGCUGGUGUCUGAAGACGCUCGUGCCGUUGAAAUCGUCGCGAAUGGGCUGCACGAGGCCGGACGGGUGGACACCGUGCAAGAGGCCAUAGAAGCCGCCGUGACAGCUGUCGGAAGUGCGCGGCGGCGCGACGGGAUGGUGGUGGUGGCCGACGUUGCCUCGAAAGCAAAGGCGGAGGUGCGAGUUCGCGUCGAGCCCGGCGGCGUCGCGUUUAUGAUUCCUGUCUCGCUCUUUCUCAGCGAGGAGGAGUACAGCGAGGGUAGCGGGACGCUGUGUCCAUUUGUGUACCACCAUGUCGCCGGCGCCGCCGUGUCGCUGCGUCUAUCGACGACAAAUGACUUUUUCUCGAUCCUAUUCAUGACCGACGGCGCCACCCACAGCACCGACGCGACAGCGGCAGCUGCGCCGGCGCGUUUCUUGCACCUGCGGCUCUGCGGUGGCGACGACGACGCACGCGAGACGCUCACGCAGGAUGACGUGCCGUUCAUGAUGUGCCGCGGCGGCGAGUCAUGCGUGUCGCUGGUCGACAGCGUCCACGCAGGCUACGCCGCCAGCUUGCAGCGCAACAGCGUGGUGUCGCUGUUCCUUCAGAUUGAGGCAAGCCCCCCGUUUCCGCUUACGCCGCCCGUGGUCGCGAAGGUGGAUUGCUGGAUGUGGGAGGGAAAUUCGGUCGAGACGCAGCUCAGCUCGACCAACGCGUCGUAUCUUCAGCACGUGUUCUCUGCAACGGGGGUGGCUGCCGGCUGGCCGCACUUUUCUGCCUUUAUGGUCACCGCCAAAGGGAAAGAGACGACCAUUUUCCUGGAGCUUCAUGUGGCGGAGGUGUAUCGACGCACCCUGUCGUCGUCAGGAAUGAUGAGUCGCGUUGCCCCGCUCACCUCCACCGUGCGGAUCCGCAAGCCGUUUAACGUGCAGAGCGACGAGGUGCUGACGCUGCGCGUAACGACGGAAGGCGACUUCUUCCUCUACGACACCAACGACAUUGUACGGUGCAGCAUCUCGAAAGAGGAGCUCUACGGCGGCAAGCACCAGAAGAAGCUCCACAAGAUUGGCUUCGUCAGCGUGGAUCCGGAAAAGGCGACGGCGCUGCUGUACGUCCCCGAGAAGGUUCGCCGCAACCCGCGCGUUGCUGUCACGCUGGACCACAAGACAACGUCAUCGACGCCGACGUCGCCAACAAAGACGUACAGCCCGUCGUGGGUGAAGUUUGAUGCAACACACAUCAACGUGACGCGCAACGGGCUGACGGCGAGCUCCGUUAACGAGAUGGGCGGCGGUGACGCAGUUCUCGGCACGCCGCUGCCUGCUAUCGGCGUCGCGUCUUUUGUCGUGCACAUCCACCGCAAGGACUCACAACCAGGCACGCCGCUCGGUUCCGGCUUCUUCGCCGGAGUUGCCCUGACGAGCUUCGCACAGUUCGCUCCCGAGUACACGGCAAUUAAGACGAACGUGGGCUCAUUGUGGGUUGUGCAGGACGUACAGGACGAUGACUCGAUGGCGAACCAGGAGCUCCUGCCACCGCUCAUGCGAUGCUCCUCUGGCCAAAAGGUUCUCUUCUGCGACAGCACCAAAAUUGUCUUCAUUGUCGACCGUAGCAACGGCACGCUCUCGAUUUCGCGCGACAACGAAUCGCCGCAAGUCGUUUUUCAAGGCAUCCCGCACGGUGCGUCUAUCUCUCCCUUUGUGCGCCUCGACCAUCCCAACUCGUCGGCCACGCUGGCGCGCUUCUCAAGCGCGGUGGAGUACGCGCGGUUUCACCAGCCGUCGUUGGAGAAGGUGCUAUGUUCGCAGCCCAUCACUCCGUCACUCCUGCGCCGCUAUCCGCUGUUUAUGGUUGUCCAAGCGUUCCCUUUUCUGUCAGAAAUUGUGCGCCAACUCCCGACCCGGCUAGCGGGUGUGUUGGAGCGUAGUUGGGGUGAGCAGACGACGCGCUCGCGCUUCGAGUAUCGGCUGUCGCGGGUUCUGGAGGAACUGACAGAGCUCGGUGCUUUUGCGCGCGCCUCGCCGGAGUUUGAUGCCGCCAAGGCGGACGCCAUCGUGGACUACCUCACGAAGUGCUCUCAGUGCGAGGUGGUGGUGUUUCCGCCGCGCAGUGACGGCGCUGCUGCUUUGCUUCCGGUGAAGGCGAAAGAGGCAAGCGUGCACAUCCGACUGCCCCUGACGUACGAGCUUGUGGGCCUGGUGGCCUCCACCAACAUGGUGCGCGUGCUGUACUUUGACGCGGAGUUCGGUGUGGUUGAGCGGACGUUGCACCUCUUCUACACAAGCGACAUGCGGUAUGUGCUUCACAGUACCAACAGCGUCCUGCCGCACUUAUCAGUGAUGCGGCAGCACGACAUUCUGCCUGCCCUCGACGAGGCAGAGGCGGUGGCCGUCAUCGCGGACGGCUGGUUUGAUUGCACCCUCGAAGACUACGACGGCGCACUCGAUAUCAAGGCGCAACAGGAGAUCGCAUCGUCGCUUGUUUACGCGUUAGAGCACUGGCACUUGCAUCAACUGGUCCACGGUCACGUGCAAUCCAGCAACCUGUAUCUACGCGUCGUGCACGGCGAGGUGGUGCAGUGCUGCCUGUGGGAUGUGCAUCAGCUGCUGCCGUCGAGCAAGUUUGCCUCGCACGAGCUGCGCGACACCGGCGUGCGCUCGCAGUUCGGCGACCGGUGGGGUUGCUGGCGCAUUCUGCACUCCUUUGAGCUGCUGCUGGCGCAGAACCCGCAGAUUACGGAAUGCGUGGAGCUCAUGGUGGACGAGGCGACAAGUAUCUCUCGCGCGCUGCAGCUCAGCGAAGCCUUCCAAGACACCUUCAGCGACAACGGCGAGGGACCGACGUUCUCGCUGCGGACCGGAUCGCGGCUGCGUGGUGGGUCGGGCUCGUACAAUGGGAUCAUGUUCGACGUCGUGGCGAAGAACAACACCGUGCGCAUUACCAAACUCUCCUUCAUUCCGGACACGAACACCGUGGCGACGGUGCGGCUCUACACGCGCAACGGCACCUUCAUGGGCUACGAACGCGACACGGAGGCGUGGACGAAGCUGGUCGAGGAGGAGCUGGCGCUGAAGGACACGUGGGAGGUGACAUUGGAGAACUUCGAGCCCAUCACCGUCCCCGCCGGCGCGAGGGUGGGCAUCUUCUUGCACACAACAAGUGGCAGUGGUGUUUUGUUCUUCUCGGAGAAUGAGGGUCUGCAGGGGCAGACCGGCGACGUGGAGGAGGAGAACGACGACAUCGGCAUCACCGUCGGCAAGAAAAGCGAGAGCGCAAACCCGUUUGUGGCCGUGCAGAGCCAGAAGCGUUUGCUGAAGGGCAGCAUUACGUACACCGUGCUCAUGCGCUCCAACGGUCCACGCAGCCGUCUCAUAUACUCGUCGGAGCCGGAGGUUGGUGAGGGGAAGAACGAGGACCACAUUGGCGUGCGCUUGGUGCAAAUUGACGAGAGCAAGGAAACGCACCAAGACCCGCAGGUCGCGUCCGUGACUCCUGGCGCCGUCGCCGCUGCAACGCAGGGGAACAACAACGAGGGGUCGACAACAGAUCUCUUCACGGCGGAACAGCUGUUUUCACCGACGUCUCGCCUGCAGAUCGUCGAUCCUUCCGUGACGCGGCGCAGUGCAGAGGAGGAGGUUCUUGCGCUCGUUGAGCCCGACCGCUUUGAGUGGCACCGCGCAUCGGAGGUCAUUUCAGUGCGUCCAGAGCCGCUGUUAGAGGCGGCUGCGCCACUGGUAUGCACGCUGGCGCUGAGCAAACUGCAACGGCGCCGCGCCCUUCUCCAGCAGCACAACGACGGCACUUUUGCGUUCCCGUGCCGCCCGCUGCAUUUUACCCCGUUGCCCAUCCGUGCCGAGGAUGCCGUGGCGACUACGCAGGCGUGGCUCACGCACCCUGCUUUGACCAAAGAGGUCACUCUCAUCUCGGAGCCAAUCACGACGUCCUGCACUCUCUCCUUCUGGCAAAAAAUCGCCGGGGCAGCAUCUCUUCGCAUCAUGGACCACGUUCCCACGAAGGAAGAGUUGCUCGCGAGCGCGCCGAUGACGCGCGAUUUGCUUGUGGGCACUCGUAGCACUGGUGGCUUUGUACACAUCGACGACAUGCUGCAGUUUGUUGCAUCCGCCCACAACCGCGUUCAGUUUCGGCUGAGAAGUCCUCUGUCGCAGAGCCCUGUCUACGUUGUGGCGGGCCUUCGCAACGUCAGCUGCCGCGAUGCGCAUCUGUUUGCGUACACAAACGCAGUUGAUUCAAAGCUGCUCGUGCCCGCGGCAAACGGCUGCUUCUUCAUGGCAGAUUCGCCUGGCGCUAGCGUGCGACAAGGCGACGCAUCAUUGCCGCUCGCUACCACACGGUAUUCGUCCGGCUGCUUCGUGGCUCUUGAAAGGAGAUGUGGUGCCGACGUUGCCGCCGUUGAUGAUGACGGUAACGCUGCGGUCUCAGAGUCUGUCGUGCAGCUGCAGUCGUUGAUUUCCAGUAAAAGCGAAGUACGGUUUGUGCGGUUGCCGCGAACGGAGACGGAAAGGGAAUCUUGUGUGCUGGAGACAAUACGUGGCGCCGAUGCAGCAUCCGGUUCGCCAGUGCGUGGCAACGUGCCCCGCUCGCCGCUACUGGUGGAGUUUCGCGAGCAGGUCAAGUGGAAAUCGAUGAAGAACUCCGUCGACUUUACGUGCCUCUCCUCAUCGCUCUCGAUCGUGGGGACGACAAGUGUGAGACAGAUAACUGGGGGUGCGAAUUGUGCCGGAACGGUGCCAUCCCCGCGGUUCACCGUGAUGGAGCGGCACCGCGUGCUGCUUCGCUUGCAAUUCCCGCGCAGCAGACCCAUCGAGCUGCUCCUGGACUGCAAGAGCGGGUCCUCCAACCCUAUCCGCAUUCUGCACGGCUCGUACACCUCGCUGAGCAGCCGCCUUUUCGACCCAGCCGUUCGUGAGGUCUUCCUGUACCUGGACGUCAACCUGCAGACGCGCGAGGUGACGGCGAUCAGCAGCGACGGAACGGUGUGCCACCCUUUCGUGGAAGACAACGCGUACUUUUCGGACAUACAGCUCGGUUUCGUGUUACAUGCGCCGGCGUCGCAAAUCGACGUGGUGGAAUGGAGGGUGUGUACUUCGCAGGUGCGCGGUGAGAUGAACGCGGUGGCCUUCAGGGAUGUGUUGGAGGAGACGAAUCUGCCCGCCGUUUCUGCGAACGUCGCCCUCAGCGUUGGAGCUGUGUGCCGCCACUCCCCUCGCGGUUCGCUCUCUGGCAAUCGCGAGGUCAACCUUUCCACGGAGCAGCAGAUGGAGGUGCUCAUGGUGACGUACGCGCGUGUGUUGCUUGAAAAGACGCUUCUGGCGCAGGAGCAGGCGCGCGCAGCGAUCCAGUCUCACUUUCUGCGUCUUCUUUCUUUCACGGCGCUUCGCACGCACCACGACAUCUCCCGCGUCCUCGACGGCGAGAUCAAACAUGGCUCCUUCCGGCUGGUGUGUCAGAGCAUUUCGCACCUCUGCUUGCCUUUCUUGCUCCAGGUCCCAACCGAGGUGGAGACGAGUGUCAACGUGGUCGCAUCCCUGAUGCGCAACGAUGUGUUUCGCCGCGCCAUUUCGAACGCGUUUGGUGCCUCACUCAUUCUGGUGCUGCUGCGCACCGCGACCGUCUACACCCGCUCGACGCGACACGCGUCCCUGCACUGUGUGCAAGAGCUCCUGGCGGAUGAGCGCGUUCCCCUGCCGUCGCACAAGGUCCUCACAGCACACCUGCGCCCCUUGACGGACAUGAUGGCGUCGUUGUGCCGCGGCCAGCGCAUGGGCUCAGCUGUGGUGCAAACCGGCGUGACAUUGAUUGCGGACCUCAUCGAGCGUUACCAGCGGGAGCGGCCCGCCCACCCCUACCGCGAUGCUCCCUCGGAGAUUCCGUACAAGCUGGUCAUGUGCGCACGCGAGAUAGUGCGUGCCAUCACCCACGAUCCUCCGCUGCCGCUCCCGGCCGCGAUGGUGGCUGAGGUGAGCUCCCAUCACACCCUGAAAUGCGACAUUGUGAAGCGGUUCAACGAAGCAGAGAAUCGUAUGUCCGCGGUCGGCGUGUUCACAGAAGAGGGCCGCGACGGUGACGGUAGCAUGUCGUUUACGGUGCUGGUCAAUGGAUACCGUCACGGCUCCAUUAUCGUGGGCUGGAACUCGGCGACACGGCCAGCCCAGCAAGACGCCUCGCUGCCCUGCUUCGGGUACUACAUCGACGGACGCACCGGCGGCGUGUUCCUGUGUUACAACUACACCAAGUCCUUCAAGGGACUCUCGCUGCGCGUCAACGCAGGGGACGAGUUGGUUACGUGCGCCAAUUACCGAGACCACCGCAUCAAUUUCGAGGUGAGGCGAGGCGGCAUCACAGUGGGCGAGACGAAGUUCGACACGGAGCGCGAAGUGAUCGGGCUGCCGUUCUACGCCGUGGAGUACAGCGAUGACGCCACGUUGGACCUGAAUUCGUUCCGUCCAGGCCCACAGACACUUUCGGUGCCGCGGUUGUAUGAGAGCAUUUUGCAGUCCCCUUACGAGCAAGACACCGUCGCGCCGCAGUCGUACGACUUCUACGCGGAACUCAACAUUUUUGCGCAGACCGCUCUCGACGUGCGCACCAGUGCCGACCUCGUCUCUUGUUUGACAAGUGAAUCCACUGUCGCGAGCCACGAGCUAGCUAGUUACACGCAGGUUUCCUCCGUUCUCGCCGCGGGUGCGUUUGUAGACAAGAUCUCUCUUUUACCUCUGAAGCCGUAUCUUGUGCGCCUCAAGAAGCUAGACGAGCUGACGGCCGAAUUUGCGCCGCUCAUCAACCUGCGCCGGCGGACGGAGCUUUUUGACAUUUUUGGAGUUCUCAAAAACCUUUGCUCGCGUGCGACAGAGGAGCAGAUUCAGACGCGCAUCAUGACCCCCUUUCAGCAUCGCCAAGGCAAGAAGGUGUCUGUGACCAUCCACACGAUGCAGGCGCAGCCGACAAGCACCACCGGCGCGUUCCCCACGCUGAUGCGCUCCGUCUUUGGCCAAUUGUACCUCCAACUGCAGCAGGCCACCAUUGACACCUUCUUCGUGUCGCCCAUCUUCACCGUGAAGCUCGCCGGCUUUGGUUCGACCGACGCUGGCGGCCCCUACCGCGAUGUCCUCUCUCAGCUCGCCACGGAGAUCAUGACGACGCACCCGAGUAGACAGUGUCAACUGAAUCCGCUUUUCGUGAACUGCGGACGCGGCGACGCCACCGCGAUUAUGCCGAACGUCGCUCUUCUGAGCAGCGCGCAAACUUCUCUGAUGCUGGAAUUUUUUGGCAAGCUGCUGGCCUCGUUCUUUUUGACACAAGACCUGCUGGCGGUUGAACUGCCGCCGCUCUUCUGGAAGCUGCUUCUCGGCGAGGAGGCAACCAUCAAGGAUCUCGCCACGCUGGACUCCGACAUUGCAAAGCUUCUGCAGCCGGAAGAGCUGAUGAUGCGCACACAAGAGGAGCUGGACGAGCGUUUCCCUGGAAUUACGCAGAUGUGGCAGGUGAUCGUCGAGGACAAUCAGCAGUUUCUGCUUGACGACAACCUACCGCCGGAGACGGAGGAUGGCGCGCGACUGCUCUCCCGCCGCAUUGUGGCGAGCGAAAUUGAGCGCUUCACGGCGGCGAUCGGCUACAUCCAGCAGGGAUUUGAUCAGGUACUCCCGCUGUACACGCUGCAGGCGUAUCGGUGGCAGAAGGUGGAGCUACUCAUCUGCGGCACACCAAAGCUUACCUGUGCCGACUUCCGCAACGAGUGCGACAUACAGCUCAAUACCCCGGACGCCACCAUGUUCCUGGCGGUGCUGGAGGGCAUGACCGAUGAAGACCGCACAUCGCUGCUGCGCUUCACAACCGGCCAGUCGCGGCUGCCGCUCAAGACAAAGAUCAAAGUGACACACAACGGCAACAAGGAUACGUUGCCCACCAGCAGUACAUGCUUUUUUGCUCUGCGUCUGCCGUCUUACUCGUCUGCAGAAAAGAUGAAGGAGCGUCUCCUCUACGCCGUUCGCCAGUGCAAGGCCAUUGACGCGGACGGUCAGGCGCGUGAGCACCUCAUUCUCGAUUAG